Fusarium verticillioides 7600 is the source of this 1832-nucleotide messenger RNA. RefSeq lists its product as hypothetical. The record is from RefSeq and is a predicted model, not a curated record. Gene Ontology annotation, molecular function: catalytic activity. NCBI's taxonomy places the organism in Eukaryota, Fungi, Ascomycota, Sordariomycetes, Hypocreales, Nectriaceae. Bases 289 to 1407 code for a protein of 372 amino acids. The transcript has 3 exons. Gene Ontology annotation, biological process: nucleoside metabolic process; transmembrane transport. Gene Ontology annotation, cellular component: endoplasmic reticulum.
GGUUGAAGGCUUCUGUGGAACCUUCAAUUCCGUCAUCUGAUAAAAUCUCGCUUUGAGAGAAUAAGGCGGUGGACGCGAGAGGAUCGUGAGCCUCGGCUUGUAGCUCAAGUGAAUGAUAAAGGAAAAGAGCCCAAAAGUUAGUUGCGCUGAUCACGCCAUCUCGACCCCACCCAGGCUCAAAUGAGGUCAUUUUGUCUUUUAUCAACUUAUUGCCUCAAGAAAAAUCUUUCCAAACUUCAGGAGUAGAAUCAAGACCAUUCGUGAUUAUACCAAUCAGUACGAAGCAUCAUGAGUGCACAGAACCCAGCCGCGCAAGGGGUCCAGGCCCAGCAGCCAACAGCCGCUAAAAUAUCGCCCAAGGUCCUGCUUAUCGCUAUGUUCUACGAAGAAUCAAGGAAUUGGCUUUCCGCUGGUAGUGCUCUUCACUUCUCUCGUAAAGUGCGCGUUCCGGGCUUGGCUAGGGGCUACGAAGAUAUCCACGUCACAGAGAAUGGCGAAGUCGCACUCUUGGUAGUCGGAACUGCCCUUAUCAACGCAUCUCUAUCGAUUAGUGCUCUUCUAACAUCGCCGCUCUUCGACCUCGCAAAGUCAUACUUUGUCCUGACCGGUAUUGCAGGCGUUAACCCCAAGCGAGCAACUAUUGGCUCUGUUGCGUUUGCAAAAUUCGCUGUUCAGGUUGAUACACAGCUGGAGUUUGACGCGAGAGAAGUUCCGGAGGAAUGGGGGUCAGGGUAUAUCCCAAUGGGAGCAGACAGGCCCGACCAGUUUCCUGGCAUCGUGCAUGGCUCUGAAGUAUUUGAGCUUAAUACAAACUUGAGAGACUAUGCUCUUUCCGUUGCCAAAACUGUCGAGCUUACAGACUCACCAAAGGCUGCUGAGCAUCGGGCUUUAUGGAAGAACUCUCCCGGUGGUGUUUUUGACGCAGCGGCUGAGGAUCCCACCGUCCUUGAGGGAGAUGUUCUGUCUUCCAAUACCUUCUGGCAUGGUCAUCGAAUCUCUGAGGCUAUGGAGAAGGUUGCGAGAGUUUAUACGUCAGGACAAGGAGAAUACACAAUGACAGCUCAGGAGGAUAAUGCCCUUCUAGCUGGCCUCUUGAACGCAGCACUUCAAGGGAAAGUUGACUUUUCACGAAUCCUCUUGAUUCGAUCUGCUUCCAACUUCGACAGAGGACAUGAGGAUAAGCCCCAUCAGCUUCCUUUCGUUAUGGACAAAGGUGGCUUGGGGCCAUCCACUCGCAACCUCUAUCUUACUGCUCUCAAGGUAAUUCAGGGGAUCUUGGAGGAGUGGUCCACCAGAUUCGAGGCUGGCAUCCCUGCUCAGAAUUAUAUCGGUGAUAUCUUUGGCUCGCUUGGUGGGACACCUGGUUUUGGCGAUAAGCAGAAUGUUGAACAGAUAAGAUCCCACUAAAUAUGGCUAUAGGCUUGCUUCCGAUCAUCCAUAGAUUUCAAUGUUCCUACAUAGACUCGAGAUAACCACUUGGCGCUUGAGGCCGAAUAGAUAUACAAAUCGGGAUAUGAAUGACAAUCUGGACACACAUUUAUCUGACUUAUGUGAGCGAUCUACAAUUGUUUGCGACUAGCUAAUUCAAUCAAUGAUUUUACAUGGCUCGAAACAAGCAAGGUUUUAGUUCAGCUACAAGCCUAUGUGAGAUGAUUUAGGGCAACGUCACAGGGGUCUUCGUGGCAGGGGCAAACUUGGGGCAUUGAAUAGAAACAGAAGCAGGACUUAUGGAGAGACUCAGCUAUAUAUCCUCUGACUCGGGCCAGGAGAAGAAAUCAAGAACUUGACACUAGGUGAAAAAGAUAUUUAGGUAAUUUAGUCUACGUUUAGGG